AUGGUCCAAGCUUUCCCCAUCUAUCUGUCGCGGCAGCGGGAGCUGCUGGCUACGUGGAUCAUUCUGCCCAUGUUAUCGACGAUUACAGUCGGGCUCAGAUUGUAUGCCAAGACAAAGACCAGGGCUGCUUAUGGCUGGACUGACUGGAUGAUAUUGGUAUCUCUCUUCUUUACCGACCUCUUCUUUGUUCUUCUUAUUCUGAUGCUUGUAUAUGGAGGCAUCGGCAUACCUGGAUACCCAUAUAGUAGCACCACAGAGCCAACCGACGUCUCUUUAAUCCACGAUCAGAUCGGUUUCGCCAAUAAUGUGGUCCUCGUGCUCGCAGUUUACGCAUGCAAAGCUUCCAUCCUUUUCCUAUAUCUUCGCGUCUUUACAGGCCACAAUGGCCCAAUGAACAUCAUUAUCUAUGCUGCAUCAGCAAUCACUAUGGUAUGCUUCUUGGGAAGUUUUAUCGGAUACCUCGCAGCCGUACGUCCGCUCGACAAGUGGUGGGCCUGGGGCGAUGCCACAGCAGAACAGUUUCUAGCCAUGCAGAACAUCAACAUCGCCUAUGACAGCCUGACAGUUUUUACCGACUUUUUGAUCUUUGUACUUCCGCUCAAGUCAAUCUGGGGACUGAAUAUGAAUCGCCCCAAAAAGAUUGGUAUCAUCGUGUCGUUUUGCUUCGGCUUCAUCACCUGUUUCAUUUCACUUGCACGAGUUGUCUUCACACAUGGCUACCAAUGGAAGAAUCUAUACGACGAAGGAACUGUAUGGAGUCUCGCAGGUGUCGAGCCAGUGGCAGGGAUCAUCUCCGCAUGUCUCCCUGGAUUGCGUCCACUGUUGCCCAAGACAUUCAAGAUGACAUCUUAUGGCACUCCUGCGAACCCCAGUCGAUUCAGGACUACUGGCACUACAACAACAGAUAAUGCCAAGAAGAGUACCAUCAAGGACCCUAACCCAUUUACGGUCCUCAAUGAUGAUAGUUCGGUGACAGAGUUCCGACAUACUGUCAGGGAGGUCCCUUCGAGAUCGGAGGUUAGUUAUAACCAUUAUUUGUCAUAUAGAGAUAGUAUUAAUGUUUCAGUUCUGGGUACCUUGGCAUUUGUAAGAAAUGUCAAUACAAUCUUCAACGUAGAUCGGUUCAAACUUUGA
This is a messenger RNA of Fusarium pseudograminearum CS3096, 1134 nucleotides long. RefSeq lists its product as uncharacterized. The transcript is spliced from 8 exons. Bases 1 to 1134 code for a protein of 377 amino acids. Lineage: Eukaryota; Fungi; Ascomycota; Sordariomycetes; Hypocreales; Nectriaceae. The record is from RefSeq and is a predicted model, not a curated record.